Pecten maximus is the source of this 1227-nucleotide messenger RNA. Its product is annotated as prostaglandin reductase 1-like. Gene Ontology annotation, cellular component: cytoplasm. Gene Ontology annotation, biological process: prostaglandin metabolic process. The transcript has 9 exons. Bases 89 to 1081 code for a protein of 330 amino acids. Gene Ontology annotation, molecular function: 2-alkenal reductase [NAD(P)H] activity; 15-oxoprostaglandin 13-reductase [NAD(P)+] activity. NCBI's taxonomy places the organism in Eukaryota, Metazoa, Mollusca, Bivalvia, Pectinida, Pectinidae. The record is from RefSeq and is a predicted model, not a curated record.
AGGCCGGGUGGCCCACCCUGGUCUCGCCGUUACACUUUGAGACCUGCGCCUCCUACCACAUAUCUUACAGAUCAACUGCUCAUGAAACAUGGUGAAAGGCAAAGUUUGGACGCUUAAAACGAAGUUUGAUGGAAAAGUGGAAAAGUCUAAUUUCGCGCUUGUUGAGGAGGAGGUCUCUGACACCCUCAAAGAUGGUGAAUACCUGACCGAAGCGCUUCACUGGACUGUUGAUCCGUACAUGAGGACGAGCGAGCUUGGACGAGUUGAGCCGGGACAGUGUAUGCCAGGAGAACAGAUAGCCAAGGUGAUCGCCAGUAAAAACUCCAACCAUCCCGUUGGAAGCAUCGUUCGGGUAUACGCAGGAUGGCGCACCCAUACCAUUCUUUCAAACGAACCAUCUCCGCGAGUUAUAAAAAUGCCGGAAAUGGGUGAUCUCCCUUUAUCUUUAGCCCUUGGUACCAUGGGCAUGCCCGGUAUGACGGCUUACUUUGGUUUCCUGGAGAUUUGCCAACCGAAGGAAGGGGAAACGGUACUUGUCAAUGGCGCCGCUGGGGCAGUGGGUAGUCUGGUCGGACAAAUUGCCAAAAUAAAAGGAUGCAAAGUGGUUGGGUGUGCUGGAACUGAUGCCAAAUGUAAAUGGCUGAAGGAAUUAGGUUUUGAUGAAGUUUUCAACUACAAGAAAGUGGAUCUAUCCGAGGCGCUGAAGGCGGCCGCUCCGGACGGGUUUGAUUGUUUCUUUGAUAAUAUCGGAGCAGAUUUCACGGCUACAGCACUAAAACACAUGAAAACAUUCGGCCGAGUUUCGAUAUGCGGACAAAUAUCUGCUUACAACAACAAGGAGCCUCCAAAAGGUGACUACCCAUUUAUGUUUAUCCUCGGUAAACAGUUGAAGAUUGAGGGAUUUAUCGUGAUGAGAUGGCUUCAAAGAUGGGCAGAGGGAGAAAAAGCCAUGGCACAGUGGAUCAAAGAGGGGAAAAUCAAAUACAAAGAAACAAUAUACAAAGGUAUCGAGAAGAUGCCCGAAGCCUUUACGGGACUGUUUGAUGGAGCCAACACCGGAAAAGCAAUUAUUUCUGCUUAAUUUUAAAAACCUCGACCUUAACGGAACAGAGCUACAAUCUCAAGUUUUGGAUAAAACUUGAUAAGUUGGAACAACAUAUACAAAAUACAAUUUUAUAAUAUUCCUUCACUUUAACAAGAUGUUAGAAUAAAUUAAUCGAAACAGGA